Molecule: messenger RNA, 1973 nt
Organism: Ricinus communis (castor bean)
Lineage: Eukaryota; Viridiplantae; Streptophyta; Magnoliopsida; Malpighiales; Euphorbiaceae
Product: E3 ubiquitin-protein ligase RGLG2
Exons: 11
Coding region: 402-1622 (406 amino acids)
Source: RefSeq, a predicted model, not a curated record
AAUUAAGAAAAAAAAAGAAUUUCUUUUUUAUGAAGAUAAAAUUAAUGAGAUUGAGCAGGAUGAUGAAAGUCGAUAGGCGUCAUCACAAACGGCAUAGGAUAUAGAUAGAGAGGACAGUUGUACCCGCUCGAACCGGAUUGACUGAGAAAGAAUUAAAAUAAAAUGAAAGCUAAUUAAUAUCAUUAAAAUUAAUAAUUUAACACUUGUUAAAAGACUCGGUCUUAAGUGAUGGAAUCAUAUUCUUCUUCUUCUUCUUCUUUUUCUAAUUAUAAAUUUGUUUCUGGGUUUCGAUAGUUGGGGUUUGGGGUUGCUUCGGAAGAAAUUUCCUUGCAAUUGUAUGCUAUAUGAAACGAUUAAAGCUAUCAAACUUCUGAAACAUCAGAAAAGUUGGGAAUCUGAUCAUGGGAGUCAAACAGUCAAGGCAUAAAAGUCACUAUGGGGCUCCAUCGUUGCCAAGCUCUUCACCCUACUCUUUCCACUCUUCAAGGUACGUUGAUUAUGAUGGCAGAAGCAAGCUGCAGUCCAUGUAUUCAAGGAUUGGUGAUGACUACCACAGCCUGGAGCAGGUGACGCGAGCUUUGGCACAAGCUGGUUUGGAAUCUUCCAAUCUUAUUGUGGGCAUUGACUUUACAAAAAGCAAUGAAUGGACUGGUGCACGGUCUUUCAAUCGGAAGAGUUUGCAUCACCUUGGUGAUACUCCGAAUCCUUAUGAACAGGCAAUUUCAAUAAUAGGGAGAACAAUGUCUGAAUUUGACGAGGAUAACCUUAUUCCUUGCUAUGGUUUUGGCGAUGCCACUACUCAUGAUCAAGAAGUUUUUAGCUUCCAUCCUGACGAUCAUCCAUGCAAUGGAUUCGAGGAAGUGCUGAGUCGUUAUAGAGACAUAAUUCCGAAUGUUAAUUUAGCGGGGCCAACUUCCUUUGCCCCAAUAAUUGAAACUGCCAUUGGAAUUGUGGACAGUAGUGGUGGUCAGUACCAUGUUCUGAUGAUCAUUGCUGAUGGGCAGGUAACAAGAAGUGUAGAUACAGGCUAUGCACAGUUAAGUCCUCAGGAGCAGAGUACCAUCAAUGCUAUUGUGAAAGCAAGUGAGUAUCCUCUGUCCAUUGUACUCGUUGGAGUUGGUGAUGGACCGUGGGAUAUGAUGCAUAAAUUCGAUGACAACAUUCCUUCUCGGACUUUUGAUAAUUUUCAGUUUGUGAAUUUUACGCAAAUUAUGUUGAAAGAUACCCCCAUGUCCAAGAAAGAGACGGAGUUUGCUCUCUCUGCAUUAAUGGAAAUUCCAUCACAAUAUAGGGCUACAAUAGGGCUUCAUCUUCUGGGCUGCCAAAGAGGUACUCCAAAGAGGUUCCCUCUCCCUCCCCCAGUUGGAAACAGACUGGUGAAUUUGUAUGCAAAGCAUAUUAGGCCAAACAGCAAUCAACAGAGAAUUGGAUUUCACAACAACCCUUCUGCUCCUGAUGUGGAUCGUUCUUCACAGAGUAGGAACUGUCCCGUGUGUUUAUGGAGCAAAAAAGAUUUUGUAUUUGGAUGUGGACAUCAGGCAUGUUUUGACUGUGGAAGAGACUUGCACUUGUGCCCCAUUUGCCAAACCUCCAUAAUCACUAGGAUAAGAUUGUAUGACUAAAUUCAUCAGACUGAGCAGCCAUUUCAGAGACUUUGACAGGGUGAAGAAUUGCUGGAGUGCCUUACUCUUAAAGUUAUGCACUGCACCUAUUUGAGAUUCUCUGGAUAUCUAUUUAGGUAUCCAAGUGAUUCUGUUUCAUUUGAUUCCUGCUUUCAGCAUUUCUAUUUGAUCAGAAAUUUUCUUGUUCAUAUGUCAUUUCUUUUGAGCAAAAAAUACAUUGUGUCAGCGAUACAAAACCUAUGCCAGGAUUCUCACCUGGGAUUUUAAGCUUUUAGAUUUAGCAGUUUUUCAACGGAUUGUUUGUAAAUUUCCAAUUUCUUUACAAGCAAUAUCUGUCCCUAUUAUAAAGCA